Oreochromis aureus is the source of this 1136-nucleotide messenger RNA. RefSeq names its product chemokine XC receptor 1-like. Gene Ontology annotation, cellular component: membrane. Gene Ontology annotation, molecular function: chemokine receptor activity. The coding region runs from base 31 to 1044 and encodes 337 amino acids. Gene Ontology annotation, biological process: chemotaxis; G protein-coupled receptor signaling pathway; immune response. The record is from RefSeq and is a predicted model, not a curated record. Lineage: Eukaryota; Metazoa; Chordata; Actinopteri; Cichliformes; Cichlidae. The transcript is spliced from 2 exons.
CUUUACAGCUGAUGUUUGUGAAAACUGACAAUGGCAAACUUCACAUCCACUUAUGAUGGAGUGAGUACUGAUGCUGCAUACCCUUGUGAUAUUAAUGUUCCUGGUAUCACUGGUCCCCUCUACAUCUUGAUCUUCAUCCUCAGUGUCAUAGGCAACAGUCUCCUCUUAUGUGUUCUUUUCAUCUACGAGAAACUGAAAAAUAUCACGAAUAUUUUCAUCCUGAACCUGGCCUGCUCUGAUUUGAUCUUCACCAUCACACUUCCAUUCUGGGCCGUUGAUCAUCUACACCACUGGGUUUUUGGAGACUUUGUCUGCAAAUUCAUGACUGCUGCAUACUUUGUUGGUUUGUACAGCAGUGUCAUUCUGCUGACUGCCAUGACAGUGGAUCGUUUUAUUGCUGUGGUGCUGCACAAGUUAAAGAUCAACCAUGCUAAAAGGAAAAAGUAUGCAAUUUGUGCCUGUAUAGCUGCCUGGGUCAUCAGCAUCUCAGCAUCCCUGCGUGAUGCUGUGAAAGUAAAGGUUGAAAACUGGUAUGGUAAAAACUAUUGCGAGCCUGAAUUUGAAGACAAGCUUGGACGUUAUCUCCAAGUGUCACUGCUAUUCUUCCUCCCAUUUGUCAUCAUUAUUUUCUGCUAUUCUGCCAUCCUCAAGACAGUUUUGCAAGGUUUAAACAGAAAGAAGUUCAGGACUGUAGUUGUGCUGUUGUGUAUUGUUGCAGCCUUUUUCAUUUGCUGGGGGCCAUACCAUAUUAUGCUUUUAAUCAACUCUUUCUAUAUACCGAAAGAUUGUAAGGCACAGAAAACAUUUUAUAUCGCUUACCACAUUUGUGAGAAACUUGCAUAUUCUCAUUGCUGUGUAAACCCUCUGCUGUGUAUGCUCUCACAGAAGUUGCGAAAGCAUCUGUUGAAUCUUUUGCGGUGUGAAAAUGUGUGCAGAAAGAACAGAGAGACAGACACUGGUCAGACUGUAGAUUUCACUGCACAGAGAUCUGCUGUUCAGUUGGAACUGCAAAACCUUCCAUUAAACAGCCACUCGUUAAAUUAAACGUUGAUUCAGUCUGUAAAUACUUUCAUACAAUACAGUUUGCAUUUAUUAAAUUUCAUAUUUUCAGCAUAAUCGCCUAAAGAUUUGUAAGG